AUGGCUAUGAAAAUGGUCUCUGAAGAAUUCCAAACACAAACAACACCUCUUCUUGAAAAUUUACCAAUCCAAAAAUUACCAAAAACACCAGCACAAAAAGCAGUGAGAAAGACAUUUAAAGGAACUGCACAUUUGGCUAAACUUCUUCCAACAGGCUCUGUUCUUGCAUUUCAAAUUUUAUCACCAAUUAUGACACAUCAAGGGCAAUGUCGUACAAUCACUAGCAAGUCAUUGACAUUAGGUCUUUUAACAUUAUGUAGCUUCUCUUGUUUUCUCUUGUGCUUUACGGAUAGUUUUCGCGACGAAAGAGGUAAAGUUCGAUAUGGAAUGGCCACGUUUAAGGGUUUAUGGGUUAUGGAUGGAUCGUCGCCGGCGAAAUUAUCACCGGAAGAGGCUGCAAAUUAUAAAUUGAGAUUUUUUGAUCUUUUUCAUGCUUUAAUGUCUAUGGUGGUUUUUGGAGCUGUGGCUUUGUUUGAUAAAAAUGUCGUGAGUUGCUUUUUUCCAACACCAACAGAAGAAGUUCAAGAUUUAUUGGUCGUCGUUCCUGUUGCUAUCGGGGCUAUAUGCAGUGUUUUGUUCCUCGCGUUUCCUAGUAAACGACAUGGUAUUGGCGCCCCUCUAUCGCGCCAUUAGUUUUUUUUUUUUUUAAAUUUCCCUUGACUGUUAAACAUACUAUGAUUUAAUUUUCGUGAAUUAAUGGAAACGUAUAAUUUCUGGGA
Molecule: messenger RNA, 719 nt
Organism: Jatropha curcas
Lineage: Eukaryota; Viridiplantae; Streptophyta; Magnoliopsida; Malpighiales; Euphorbiaceae
Gene: DMP7
Product: transmembrane protein, putative (DUF679 domain membrane protein 7)
Biological process (GO): endomembrane system organization
Source: RefSeq, a predicted model, not a curated record